Messenger RNA from Ficedula albicollis (Collared flycatcher), 4176 nucleotides. It is a transcript of the gene SLC1A4, whose product is annotated as solute carrier family 1 member 4. Gene Ontology annotation, cellular component: plasma membrane. Gene Ontology annotation, biological process: L-serine transport; L-glutamate transmembrane transport. Lineage: Eukaryota; Metazoa; Chordata; Aves; Passeriformes; Muscicapidae. The transcript has 8 exons. The annotation marks the transcript as partial. Gene Ontology annotation, molecular function: L-serine transmembrane transporter activity; L-threonine transmembrane transporter activity; L-aspartate transmembrane transporter activity. The record is from RefSeq and is a predicted model, not a curated record.
GGGCACGCCGAGGGCCCGGCGGCGGAGGAGCAGCGGGGCGGCGGGGCCCGGCUGCGGGGCUGCCGCGGGUUCCUGCGGCGCAACGCGCUGGUGCUGCUGACGGUGUCGGGGGUGGUGGCCGGCGUGGCGCUGGGGGCCGCCGUGCGCGGCGCGGCGCUGGGCCCGGCGCAGGUCGCCUACCUGGCCUUCCCCGGGGAGCUGCUGCUGCGGAUGCUGCGCAUGGUGAUCCUGCCGCUCGUGGUCUGCAGCCUGGUGUCGGGCGCCGCCAGCCUGGACACCCGCUCGCUCGGCCGCCUGGGCGGCAUCGCGCUCGCCUAUUUCCUGGGCACCACGCUGCUCGCCUCCGGCCUCGCCGUCGCCCUCGGCUUCAUCGUCCGCCCCGGCGCCGGCGCUUCGGCGCUCAACACCCAGCUGGGGCUGUCGGGCGCGCUGCCCACGAAGAGCAAGGAGACCGUGGACUCCUUCCUCGACCUCGUCAGAAACCUGUUUCCUUCAAAUCUUGUUGCUGCAGCUUUUGAAACGUAUGUGACAGAUUAUAAGAUGCAGCUCAGGAACACCACUGGAAAUGCCACAUUGGAAAAGAUCCCUGUCGGUAGUGAGAUCAAAGGAAUGAACAUCCUGGGACUGGUGAUGUUUGCUCUGGUUUUGGGAGUGGCACUGAAAAAGCUUGGCCCAGAGGGGGAAGAUCUGAUUCGCUUCUUUAACUCAUUCAAUGAGGCAACAAUGGUCUUGGUCACCUGGAUUAUGUGGUACGUACCUAUUGGCAUUAUGUUCCUUGUUGGGAGCAAGAUUGUGGAAAUGGAAGAUAUUGUGCUUCUGGUCACCAGUCUGGGAAAAUACAUCUUCGCCUCUAUCCUGGGCCACGUCAUCCACGGAGGAAUCAUUCUGCCACUUAUUUAUUUUGCAGCCACACGGCAAAAUCCUUAUCGUUUUCUCUUAGGACUUAUCACACCCCUUGCCACUGCCUUUGCCACUUGCUCCAGCUCAGCCACGCUCCCGUCCAUGAUCAAGUGUAUUGAGGAGAACAACAAAGUUGACAAGAGGAUCAGCAGGUUUAUCCUUCCCAUUGGGGCCACUGUAAACAUGGAUGGAGCUGCUAUUUUCCAGUGCAUGGCAGCUGUGUUUAUUGCUCAGCUGAACAAUGUCGACCUCAACCCUGGGCAGAUCUUCACAAUUCUUGUGACGGCCACGGCGUCCAGCGUGGGAGCAGCUGGGGUCCCUGCUGGGGGCGUCCUCACCAUCGCCAUCAUCCUGGAGGCCAUCGGGCUGCCCACCAACGACCUGUCCCUCAUCCUGGCCGUGGACUGGAUUGUGGACCGAACCACCACAGUUGUGAAUGUGGAAGGGGAUGCCCUGGGAGCGGGCAUCCUUAAUUACCUGAAUGAGAAAGACAAGAAAGAGAAAGAGCAAGAGCUAAAGGAAGUCACUGUAGAAGCAGUUGCUAACAGCAAGUCUGAAGCGGAAACAUCACCUUUGGUAACCCACAAAAACCCAGUCUCCAACGCAAGCAGCACAGCAGACCCUGAAUCCAAGGAAUCAGUAUUGUGAACUCGAGGCUGCUCAUCGAGACCAGUCCUAGAGGUGGCCCAGGGACUUGUCGACGCACCCAGACGUUUGCAGUACAGCCAGGGGCUGGAUGGCUCUUGGAAGUGCUCAGUUCCAGUCUGUUUUGAAAUAUGCUGGCCUGGGGAAGGGGAGGGAGGUGGGGUGGGCAGAGAAGGGGUGUUCAGAAGGAAGCACUAGCUUUAUAAUAGUAUUUUGAUAGUUUGUGUGCGCAUGUGUACAUGUUGCACAUGCACAGUUGUGUACGUGUACGUGAGAACUGCCAUUGAGGCUUUUGGUAUAAUGAGACUUCCAUUAGUGAAGGCUCAGGUGGUUGAAGACAGGGAGGUAGACAAACCCAGUAUGUGCUUAUUGUAGGGAAAAAAUUUUGCUGCUGUUUGAAUGGAGAAGCAGUCUAGAAACUCCAGAGUGGGUGAAAAUGUUGCUUAAAUUUGUUUUGUAGCGUGGAAACAUUUACCCACCAUUACAGCCAUGAUAUGAAGCAACAUUUUUCUCCCACUCCCCUUCCUCUCAUGUUCUCCAAUCCAUUAAAAAUAUUGAGUAUGUCCUUAAAACUAGCUGGUUUCCAUUUUUAAUUUUUUUUUGUUUCAUGCCUAAAUUAAUAGCUUAUUAGGAACUUGUUUAAUUUUCCCACUGCAUUGCAGCUCAUAGUAGUUUUCCUGCCUUUUGGUGAAUAACUCCCAAACUGUGGGACCAAACAGAGGAGAUCUUUGUGCAGUUCAAGGAUUUGUUUCCUCCUUUCUUCUAAUCAAGCUGUUAAGGAAAAGAUCCAGAGGAAGAAUGGAUUUUGUUAAAGUAAUCCCUUUGGGCUGAAAAAAAUGUAGUCUGUUCCAGUGUUAGUAUGUCUGAAAGAGGCUUGCCUGUGACAACAUCCAUAAAUCCAGAAGUCACUUCCUUCAUGAAAACACACGUGAUCAUCUGCUAGCACACUACGUCCUGCUCAUGUUUAUUUAAUGGGUCAAUCCAAACAACUUUAGUCAUACCCUCUUCCAGCAAAAUUGAAUAGGGGAGGAAAAAUUCUGAACACACAUCAUGUGGAAACUGAUGACAGGCAAGUCUGAGUCUUGGCUUGAAAGGGGAAGAGAAGAGGCAAGUUUGUAAUCCCAGUAAUUUCUGUGUGGGAGAUGGCUACCUGUUUCUGCCAGGAGUUUGGUCCUGCCAUAAAUGUUCUUCUGGCAGCAGUUUACUUUUAGUAAUUCUGGGUGGUGCUGGGCCAGGGUAAUGCUUUAAUGGUAGAUGGUAACCUUUGCUUGAAGCUCAGCCAAAUGCUUCUGGAUUCUUACUCCUCCUUUUUGCCUUUACAGUAUCCUUCCUGAAUUUGCGUCCCAAACCUGAACGAAGUCUGGCAAACUCAUUACAAAGAUCCUGUUGGUUUAUCUUGGCUCUUUGGAUGCUAAUAGUUAAAAAAACAUUAUGACUACACAAGCCAAGAUUUGCCUGGACUUGUGAUAUUUUCCCUUGGCUACUUCAAUGCAAGAGAUUGCAUAUGGUUCAUCUCCACACUGUUAACUCGGCAAUAUGUAUUCACACUUAGUUUUGAUAUAAAAUAAUGCUAAAGUCUCCCUUUUUCUUUCUCCUCUCUUACUUCAGAGGAAUCUAUCUUGCAGAAAGAGCAGCACUAGGAAGAGGCAACUCAAAUUCCAUAGCAGCAGCUGCCUUCCUUUGCAAAGCAUCCCUCCUGGUAAGGGACACGAUGAAUUUUGCAGAAAGACGCUCAGAGUGAGAUGUGCCCACCCCUGAGGGAGAGCACAGUGAGUGUGUCAUGACUGGCAGGGUAAUCAUGUGCACUGGAGCCAUGCAGACAGUCCAAGUAGGAAAGGAUUAGUCAGCCCACUGGGAAACUGCAGGUGGAGUUUCUUUUUAACCAGUUUAUUUGUAACCAUGUCCACAAAAUUUGGUCAUUCCUUGGCUCAUCUUCAAAAUGGAAGGAGACAAACACAAUUCUGUAGGGAUGUCUUUUGCCCAGAUCAACUUUGCAUUUCUUCCUGUUAGAAUCAUCCCAACUCCUUUCAACUCAGGAAACCAAAAGCAUAUUUUUAAGUCUCUCUUUGAAAUAUUUGAUUGCAGCAGAACCCCGAAUAGUUUGAUUUUAAAACAGUAUAUGGGUGCCUCAGGGAAGCUGAAAAUCUGACUGUCCCCUGUUGGCUGGGUUCUGUGGUUGCAUUUUAUCCCUCAUCAGACAUUUAGCUCCUGUGCUUUUGUGAGACCCCCCCUGGAAUACUGUGUACAGUUCUGGUGUUUCCAACAUAAGAAGGACAUGGAGCUGUUGGAGGAAGUCCAGAGGAGGGCCAUGAAGAGGAUGGGAACACAUCCACUGCAAACACAGGCUGAUAGAACUGGGGCUGUUCAGCCCAGAGAAGAGAGCAGUAUCUGAAGGGGACCUACAGGGAAGCCAGAGAGGGGCUUUUUCAGGAACUGUAGUGUUAGGACAAGGACCAAUGGAUACAAAUUGAAAGAGAUGAAAUUUGGUGAGAUACUGGAACAGGUUGCCCAGGAAUAUUGUGGAUGCCCCAACCCUGACAGUGUUCAAAGCCAGGCUGGAUAAGGCCUUAAGUAAACUGUUUGAGUGGGAGGUGUCCCUGCACAUGUCAGGGGGGUUGGGACUGGAUGACC